AUGCCCAGAAAAGGAGCUCGGGACACCCCAGGCCAGGCCCCCCAACACAAUCCUCGGAUAGGGAUUGGCUGUGCCCAGAUGCCCCUCGCUCGCAUGUCUCGAACCAAUGAGAGCCUGUCGCGCAGGCCUCUCCGCCAAUGGAGUUUCAGAAGACUUGGAAGGGCAACAUAUUGGAGGCGGGUCCAGCCGUCACGUUUCGGAGGCUUGGCCACGCCCACUCCUCACACCUUCCACGCCCUCUUCCUCCGAGCACUUGGGAGACCCAGAUGCUUGGCCGCAGGAGCGAUGCGUAGCCUUCGAUCUCUGCGGCUGCUGUUACUGCUCUUGCUCUCGCUGUGGGGGCCAAUGCCUCAGAGGGUGGAGACAGGCUCCGAAGGUCAGACGGCUGGGGAGCUGUACCAGCGCUGGGAAAAGUACCGCAGGGAAUGCCAACAGACCUUGGAGGCGGUGACGGCCCCCUUAGGCCUCGCCUGUAACGGGUCCUUUGAUAUGUACGCCUGCUGGGAAUAUGCUGCACCCAACGCCACUGCCAGAGCCUCCUGCCCCUGGUACCUGCCCUGGCACCAGAAAGUGGCCACGGGCUUUGUUCUCCGUCAAUGUGGUAGUGAUGGCCAAUGGGGACCUUGGAGGGACCAUUCCCAGUGUGAGAACCCAGAGAGGAAUGGCGCCUUCCAGGACCAGAGGCUGGUCUUGGAGCGAUUGCAGCUUGUGUAUACUGUUGGCUACUCCCUGUCUCUUGCCACACUUCUGUUAGCUUUGCUCCUCUUGAGUGUCUUCAGGAGGCUGCGCUGCACUAGGAACUACAUCCACAUCAAUCUGUUCACCUCGUUCAUGCUGCGGGCAGCAGCCAUCCUCACCCGAGACCGGCUGCUGCCCCCACCUGGCCCAUAUCCUGGGGACCAGCUCGGGACCCUCAGGAGCCAGGCUCUAGUCAUUUGCCGCACCGCCCAGAUCGUGACCCAGUACUGCGUGGGCGCUAACUACACGUGGCUGCUGGUGGAAGGCGUUUACCUGCAUAGCCUCCUAGUGCUCGUGGGAGGCUCCGAGGGGGACCACUUUCGUUACUAUCUGUUCUUCGGUUGGGGGGCCCCCGUGCUUUUCGUCAUUCCCUGGGUGAUCGUCAGGUACCUGUACGAGAACACACAGUGCUGGGAGCGAAACGGUAACAAAGCCAUUUGGUGGAUCAUCCGCACCCCGAUCCUCGUGACCAUCUUGAUUAAUUUCCUCAUCUUUAUCCGCAUUCUUGGCAUCCUGGUGUCUAAGCUGAAAACGCGGCAGAUGCGCUGUCCUGACUACCGACUGAGGCUGGCGCGCUCCACGUUGACACUGGUGCCCCUGCUGGGCAUCCACGAGGUGGUGUUUGCUCCCGUGACGGAGGAACAGGCCCGGGGCACCCUGCGCUUUGCCAAACUCAGCUUUGAAAUCUUCCUUAGCUCCUUCCAGGGCUUUCUAGUCAGCGUCCUCUACUGCUUCAUCAACAAGGAGGUGCAGACAGAGAUCCGCCGAGGCUGGCACCGCUGUCGCCUGCGCCGCAGCUUGGGCGAAGAGCAGCAUCACCCGUCGCAGCGCGCCUCCCGGCCCCGGCCCAAGGAUUCUGGCCCAGGAGAGGUCCCCACUGGCCGCACCCGGUCUUCGGGAACCUUCCCAGGGCCUGGGGAUGAGGCCAGCAGGGUCUUGGAAAGUUACUGUUAG
Chrysochloris asiatica (Cape golden mole) is the source of this 1692-nucleotide messenger RNA. It is a transcript of the gene GIPR, whose product is annotated as gastric inhibitory polypeptide receptor. Gene Ontology annotation, cellular component: plasma membrane. Lineage: Eukaryota; Metazoa; Chordata; Mammalia; Afrosoricida; Chrysochloridae. The transcript is spliced from 16 exons. The record is from RefSeq and is a predicted model, not a curated record. Bases 1 to 1692 code for a protein of 563 amino acids. Gene Ontology annotation, biological process: cell surface receptor signaling pathway; adenylate cyclase-modulating G protein-coupled receptor signaling pathway. Gene Ontology annotation, molecular function: peptide hormone binding; G protein-coupled peptide receptor activity; gastric inhibitory peptide receptor activity.